Benincasa hispida (wax gourd) is the source of this 814-nucleotide messenger RNA. RefSeq lists its product as uncharacterized. The record is from RefSeq and is a predicted model, not a curated record. Lineage: Eukaryota; Viridiplantae; Streptophyta; Magnoliopsida; Cucurbitales; Cucurbitaceae.
AAAGCAUGCACAUAUUUUGCUGUGUGUAACAAGAAAGAUUCCAAAAAUCUUAAUAUAAUUAGGUUAAAUCUUUAUUUCUUGAGGGUAGUUGGGAAGAGCAGGAGAAAGUCAAUCUAUUGGAACUAGUAUCCUCAAGCUUGCGUAGCAUUUGGCAAGCCAAUCUUGACCAUACGAAACCCAUAAAUCUACAACCUAUUCUCCACAAAUCUCUCACAACUAAUCCUCUUCACCUUCCCUUCUGCAUUAUUGAGCAAGAGCCAUUCCCCUCCUUUUCUCUUGCUAAAACUUGCUUGUUCUGUUAACUUUACUUCUUAACCAUGUUGAGAGCUUUGAGUACCAGGAGAUGUCCUCACAGGUACGAGCGCCUUGGGGAGGAUCCUACUGUUAGCUUGUUGGAAGGAAGGUUGAAGAGGGCAACCAGUUUGCCAACUCGAGUACUCGGUUCCGGGUCGAGGAAACCGACAUCUGAGAUUAUAUUUCCUGAGUUUGCUCAAGCGAAUCAGAAGCAGUCAAAGAAAGCUAACAAAGGGGGACACCCUCUUUUCAGUUUCUUUGAUUUUCGCCGCAAGAGGAAGUCAACAGCCAGGCCUGAAUUUGCAAGGUAUCUAGAGUAUUUGAAGGAAGGAGGACUGUGGGAUUUGAAAGCAAAUGCUCCUGUAAUCUACUUCAAGUGAUCUAAUUCAUAUUUGUUUGUUCUUCUUCCACUAUAUACAUGUAACUUUUGCUCCGUCUGAAGGGAAAGAUAUUUGGUUUUAGUUUGUAAAACGAAGAUUUAAAUUAUCAGCAAUCUUCUAUCCGAGGUUUUUUUUUUUCU